This is a messenger RNA of Gadus chalcogrammus (walleye pollock), 3513 nucleotides long. It is a transcript of the gene casp2, whose product is annotated as caspase 2, apoptosis-related cysteine peptidase. Bases 81 to 1460 code for a protein of 459 amino acids. NCBI's taxonomy places the organism in Eukaryota, Metazoa, Chordata, Actinopteri, Gadiformes, Gadidae. The record is from RefSeq and is a predicted model, not a curated record. Gene Ontology annotation, biological process: proteolysis; regulation of apoptotic process. The transcript is spliced from 12 exons. Gene Ontology annotation, molecular function: cysteine-type endopeptidase activity.
ACUUCGCUGUUUGCGACCCGCGCCGCGGAAGUUGGAAUACAGGCGACCCAAUUUCAGUCUGUGUACACCCACAGCCGACCAUGCUGCAGUGCGGGAUGUCAGAACGGGACAAGCGGACUCUCCGUAAGCUGUCUGCGGUUCUCUGCAAGCAAAUGGUGGUAGACGCGCAACUUGUCCAGUCUCUACAGGCGGACGAAAUCCUUAACGAUGAAAUGGCGGAGAGCGUUCUGAACGAGAAAACCUCUGGAAAGCAAAAUUGGCGGUUGCUUUUCCUUCUACCCAAGCGGGGCCCCGGUGCGUUCAACAGCUUCUGCUCAGCACUGCGAGACACUGAGCAGCACCACUUGUGUGACCUGAUAGAGAAACACAGCACAAGCAAUUCGAAACUUCAGCCAGAACGAGAUACACAAGUGUUGAAGACUUACCCAGACGAAAUAAGUGAGUUGCAGAGGUUUGUCGAGGCCCCUCUUCCCCAUCCUACACAAGAGGCCAUAGCAGCUAAGAGACAACGGACACACGAUUCCAUGGAAACAAGUCUGGAUACUGACUGCCCUAUUACAACCCCAGUGCUUCCGUGCACCCAAGAAUUCUACCUGACUCGCUGCAAACAGUCUUACAGGAUGUGUUCGUCACCGAGAGGCUGUGCCUUAGUGAUCAGUAACGUGACCUUCGACUCCUCCACCGCCCCUGACCUCGACCACAGGAAGGGCGGUGAGGUGGACGAGGAGGUUCUCCGGAAGGUCUUCACAGAGCUGGACUUUGUAGUCUCCGUGCACCGGAACCUCACCGCUCAGGCUAUGCGGGAGUGCAUUGAGCAGUUCUGCCAGCUUCCAGAGCACAGGACGGCAGACAGCUCUGUGGUGUGUCUGCUGUCCCACGGCGUGGACGGAGCUGUGUACAGCACAGACGGAGAGCUACUCCAGCUGGACUGGGUGUUUGAGGCGUUCGACAACUCCCACUGCCCGCUCCUGCAGAACAAGCCCAAGAUGUUCUUCGUCCAGGCCUGCAGAGGGGAGGAGAUGGACUGUGGGGUGGUGCAGACAGACGGGCCGGAGAGGACGGGCUCCCCCAGCUGUGAGCAGCGGGACGCAGGGCGGGAGGGAGAGGGAGACCCUGGCUCCAGACGGCCCGUGUCGCUGGGCAGGCCCAGGAUCAAGCUGCCCCAGCGCUCGGACAUGAUCUGUGGCUUUGCUUCGCUGAAAGGUCAGAGACUAAGCACUGCAGCCAUGAGGAACACCAAGAGAGGGUCCUGGUUCGUCCAGGAGCUCAACGAGGCCCUGCGGCUGCGCUCCCGGGACACCCACCUGGCCGACAUUCUGGUGCAGGUGAAUGCACGUAUCAAGGAGAGAGAGGGCUUCGCGCCGGGCACUCCCCACCACCGCUGUAAAGAGAUGUCAGAGUUCACCAGCUCUCUAUGCAAUGACCUCUUCCUGUUCCCCAAGUACCAGCACCGGUUUUGACUUCUGAUCUCACACAGACAUACAGACACAUGCACAUGCACAAAAACACACACACACACACACACACACACACACACACACACACACACACACACACACACACACACACACACACACACACACACACACACACACACACACACACACACACACACACACACACACACACACACACACACACACAAACCAGAACAUGCAUACAUAAACACAAGAGCGUAUGCAUUCACAUGCACACAUACAAAAACACACAAACACACACACAGAUCUUUCCUUUUUUUCAGCACUCAGUCGCACACUGGUGUAUUCCAUCUCACUCUUUGCCACACUCUAUAUUUCCACACGUCAUUAUUACAUUCCGCUGUAAAAGCACUUUUUAAGCCCAUUCAUUCAGAGGAUCAGUUCAUUUCAUUCACGUUCAGGAUUGUUUUGUUCAUUUGCUGUUCAAACAUCGGUGCCCUGUCCACCGACACACAAACACACCCAAAUCCUGGAGGGGAAAAGGAGGAAGCUUAUGUUAAUCUACAUGUACUUGGACAUGUUGUGGGGAUGCAUGUGUUUGCAUCCAAUUAGAGGCUGAGCGUAUUCAUGUGUGUUGCUUUCUAUGCCAGUUAUGGGUUUAUUAGGGCUUAUGAUUCAGAGGUUGAGGUUUCAUAGGUUUCUUUUAAAACAAGUUAUUUUUACGUAGAUCUAUUUUUGUUGCAUUAUUUUUUAUGAAUCUGACUUUUAUAGGGAUUUCCAUAUUUUCCAUGUACAUGUUUGUUUUUUUGUAUGUUGUGAACAUUUCUCCUACAGACAGGGGGCAGUAUAGAAUUAUUGCCUGUGCCACAGAAAAAAAAGCACUUGAACCCUGCUUUACUGCAUAUCAGCAGUUCGGGAAUUGUUGCUGGUUCGUCAGUUCUACCAGGCUUUGGUUAAUGCGAAAAGUUAAGAGAGCACAUUGGACCAACACCAUAUUAACAUCCCUUUAUACCACAAUUGUUACACACCUUGAAUACAUUCCCACUGGAGUGGUUAAGCUCCACGUAAACCAAAGACAAAGGCAUGCCUUUUGUAACUCCUCUCCACUCCUCAAGCUGAUGGCCGUCUGGGGCCCCUGACGCCAUCUAACGGCCGUAUUGAGAGCUCUGUUCAGGUCCAUGUCCCUGCUCUUCCCAACCUGGCGUCCGGGCGCCUUUGAGCUGUUAUUGAGCUGUUAUCUGUGAACAUCCUCGCUAGGGUGGAAGCCACUAUAAGCCUCGUGCUGUCAAGUAGCCAUCGAGCCGAACCCCCCCCAUCCCGGUGGUCCGCCAGGGGAAUGUGGUGCUAGUCGCGGGGGUCACGUAUCUACAUGUCGAACUUCGACCUUCACUAUAACUCCGACGCCUAAUAGUAUUUCUCCACGUGUGGACCACCCCCUGUGCAGUGUACAUUGGCCAGCAGACUGCUAUCUCCAUGGAUACAGUCGCUACACUGUAUGAGGUCCAGAUUGGCAAAAAAAAAAAGUAUAAUUUUUGGCCCAAUCCCAUUUCUACCCCUUACCCCUUCCACUUCCCCCUCCCCCUUGUUUUGAAGGGGUAAGGGGAAGGGGUAAGGGGUAGAAAUGGGAUUGGGCCUUUUUCUUCCUUUGUACAAAAUCUAUGCAGUUUUCAAUGGCAGCUGGGCCUCUGAGUGUUAACAUAUCUUUGGUUUGCAUAUUUGACCACAGGGACUCCACCAUACAGCGGGUGAUCAGGCUCUGCAUGUUUCACCAGGCCAUGUUUCAUGGCGGCAGUUGGUUGUUUCCUUGAAAGAAGGUGUGUUUGGUUACAAGGGUGUUAGAGCGAUAGAGGGGAGAACAGUAUUGAGUUGUCAGAUGUCCACAAACAAAAUAUGCAUCAGGUGCUUUAGAUAUUCCCUUUUUUUCUGUUUCUUACUACACUCGGCUCAUAGAGGGAAUAGCUCCUGAUUGGCUGUGGUUCCGGUCAAGCGUCCACUUGCUGGAUGUAGAAGACCAAUCAACUCACAGUACAGUCUCGUGGAGUGUGAGCAAGUAGUUAAGAAUCAGAUUUGCUGCCAAGCUGUGGAGAGGCACACA